AUGAAUUACAUUCACCAUCCUUAUCCUUAUACCGCCGUCCCAAUGGACCAGUCCAUGGCUUUUGACCCGACGACAAUGCCUCACCCAUCCAUGGUUCACCCCAUGGAUGGCUACCUCUAUCCUCACCCGCCGCCGUUCGAGAUGAUGGACUUCUACCACCAGCCGAUCAUGGACUACGAGGAAUACGCAGAGAACCUCUCCCGCCCUCGAUUGACAAAGGAACAGGUGGAGACCCUGGAGGCUCAAUUCCAGGCUCACCCUAAGCCUAGCAGCAACACCAAGCGUCAAUUGGCGGCUCAGACAAACCUGAGUCUGCCUCGAGUGGCUAAUUGGUUCCAAAAUCGACGGGCAAAGGCCAAGCAGCAAAAGCGACAGGAGGAAUUCGAGCGCAUGCAAAAGGCCAAGGCUGAAGCUGAGGAGGCUGCGCGGGCCAAGUCGGACCCCACGGAUCAGAAGGAAAGCGACAAGACCCCGACACAGGAGGCGGACAAGACCUCGACCCCCAAGCAAGAACUUUCAAAUGAAACUGCUUCAACUGAAUCCGUUUCUCCCACCACGACUCCCGCCACGACGCACAACGGCAGCAACAAGCACAACGGCCACGGAUACAAUGCACCGCUGGAAUGGGAAGCUCCCAAGGAUAAUUCGAUCGGGUGGGGCUCUCAGGAGUCAUAUGGCUCGCAACGCCAGCCAUUCCACGCACAAGAAGAAUGGAUGGGUCAUCGCACAUCUGAUACUGGGUCAUCAUACGAUGCCGCCAUGCAAUAUCCCUUACAGCCAGAGGGUUCGCUGACAAGGCGAACCUCGUCUGAUGAGCUUGCCCACCACCUGGAAGGCAUUGACAAAGCUGGCAAGGAACUCGACCUGGCUGCCCGGAGAAAGAGGCCAAGGCCCGCUGCGAUCGGAACCUCGAAAUCUCACUCCAUGCUGUCAGCAGCUGCAAACAUGUCGCCUAGCUCCCGGGUGCCAGGCUAUGGUGGUCCUCACGGUGUCAGACAAUCCAAGUCGGCCCAGUCUCUCAACUCGCGGUAUGCGGGAGUGCGGAAGGCGUCUGCUGCUCAGCGAUCGCCUCUCAACUUCUCGACAUUUGCUGAAGCUGGUUUGAACUCGUCCAAGGCAGACAUGGCGUCUAUGCUGCAGCCCACGGUCACUACCAACGCUCUGGCUCCUCCGACGCCAUUGACUCCGGAAGACAUGCAUCACUUGCUUCCGACAUCGCCUAGCGACAGCUACUGCCUGUCUGCGCAGCCAUCUGCCCAGUUCUUCCCGACCACGCAGCCCAUGCAGAUCAAUGUUGCAUCCCCCCCAGCUACGCCCAUGACCGUGGAUCUGAUGUCGUCGUAUCCGUAUCAAAAUGCUGCUCCUCCUAUGUCCGCUCCCGCCCACUACACGAGCUUCCCUGACUAUGCCACUUCGGCCCCUUGCGAAACUGGUCCUCUGACUGCCCGCAGCUGGAGUGACGCGCCUACCAUUCCCUCGCCCGAUCCUUCCUACCAGGUGCAGCCCGCGGAAGUCUCCCCGAUUUCUUACAAUGCAAGCGGACAUGCUGGCGACCAUGCAGCCAUGUCUCCUUCGAUGUCCUUGACUGGAGAGGAGAAGUUCAUGAUUCAGGAGUUCCCUGACCAGCAGGAGGCUCACCGAUUCGUUGCUCAGCAGCUUCCCUCGCAAGCACCGAAGCAAUACACUUUUACGAACAACCAAACGCCGAACGACUUUUGA
Messenger RNA from Aspergillus chevalieri, 1719 nucleotides. RefSeq lists its product as uncharacterized. Gene Ontology annotation, molecular function: DNA-binding transcription factor activity, RNA polymerase II-specific; DNA binding. Gene Ontology annotation, biological process: regulation of transcription by RNA polymerase II. Lineage: Eukaryota; Fungi; Ascomycota; Eurotiomycetes; Eurotiales; Aspergillaceae. The record is from RefSeq and is a predicted model, not a curated record. The transcript is spliced from 5 exons. Gene Ontology annotation, cellular component: nucleus; RSC-type complex. Bases 1 to 1719 code for a protein of 572 amino acids.